AUGAUGACAGAUGUAUGGAAUGUGGUGGACGGGUUGAAGCCGGCGAUGUUAAUGGCAGUGGCGCAGAUAGCAGGUACCGGCCUCAAUGUGCUGUACAAGCUCGUCGCGGAUGACGGCAUGAACUUGAGAGUGGUUGUUGCCUACCGUUAUAUCUUUGGCAGUAUUUUCAUUGCUCCCGUUGCCCUCAUUGCGGAGAGGAACAAAAGACCAAAGAUGACUUGGACUAUACUCUUUCAGGCAUUUCUAAGCGGGUUAUUUGGAGGAUUAAUGUCACAGAACUUAUACUUGGAAGCAUUGGCUUUAACUUCUACAACAUUUGUUUCUGCGAUGGCCAAUCUGAGUCCGGCCGUCACCUUUCUCUUGGCCGUCUGCUUCCGUUUGGAAAAGCUAAAUUUAAGAACCACAGCAGGAAAAGCCAAGAUCAUUGGAACAAUAAUAGGAAUAAGUGGAGCUAUGAUAAUAACAAUCUUCAAAGGCUCAGAAAUAGACACAGGCUCCUUUCACAUAACUCUCUUGCAUCACCAUAGUGGACACGUGGCAUCACCCCAUUACUCUUCCUCUGGUGGUAACACCCUCUUGGGUUCUCUCUGUGCUUUGGGAAGCUGCCUUGCAAAUGCCUUCUGGCUCAUCGUUCAGACUAUGAUAAGUAAAAGUUACCCAUGUCAUUACUCAAGCACAGCUCUCAUGAGUUUGAUGGGAUCACUCCUUUCCACUGCUUUUGCUGUUUGUCUUGAGAGGGAUUGGACUCAAUGGCAGUUAGGUUGGAAUGUUAGGCUUCUCACAGCGGCUUAUUCAGGAAUAGUGAUUUCUGGAGCAAUGGUGGUGGUGACGGCUUGGUGUGUGCAUAUGAGAGGCCCCCUUUAUGUCUCUGCUUUCAACCCCCUCUUGCUUGUGUUUGUGGCUUUUGCUGGCUCUUUCAUGUUAAACGAGAAGUUACACCUUGGAAGUAUAAUAGGAGGGGUGUUGAUAGUGUGUGGGUUGUAUUUGGUUUUGUGGGGAAAAGACAAAGAGAUGAAGAAGAUGAAUCAACUUGUUCCUUCACAGAGCCUUCAUGAAAUCACAGUGAGAUCUUCUGAAGAAUAUAAAAUCAGUCCCUAUAUUGUUAAUCCUCAAGUUGAAGAUUUCAAGCAUCAUGAUCAUCCAACAGAAAAGGAUAUAGUGAAGUAUGCAAAUGUCCAAAAUAAAAGGUGA
Neltuma alba is the source of this 1191-nucleotide messenger RNA. Its product is annotated as WAT1-related protein At1g25270-like. The coding region runs from base 1 to 1191 and encodes 396 amino acids. The record is from RefSeq and is a predicted model, not a curated record. The transcript is spliced from 7 exons. Lineage: Eukaryota; Viridiplantae; Streptophyta; Magnoliopsida; Fabales; Fabaceae. Gene Ontology annotation, molecular function: transmembrane transporter activity. Gene Ontology annotation, cellular component: membrane.